Messenger RNA from Lates calcarifer (barramundi perch), 3971 nucleotides. Its product is annotated as secretory carrier-associated membrane protein 1. Gene Ontology annotation, cellular component: trans-Golgi network membrane; recycling endosome membrane. Lineage: Eukaryota; Metazoa; Chordata; Actinopteri; Centropomidae. The coding region runs from base 154 to 1185 and encodes 343 amino acids. The transcript is spliced from 9 exons. Gene Ontology annotation, biological process: protein transport. The record is from RefSeq and is a predicted model, not a curated record.
CUGGCUAACUUGCUAAGCAAGGGGUCUCCAUCAGCAGGAGGCGGGGAAGACUGCGGGCAGCAGAGAGAGGCAGUCAGAUCAAGGGACUGAAUCUUCCCUGGAGAAUCGGGGAGCUCUUCCUCACUGUAAACUGUUACUAGAAAGGCUGUAACAAUGUCCGAUUUUGACAGCAACCCGUUCGCAGACCCGGACUUCAGCAAUCCCUUUCAGGAUCCUUCGGUGACGCAGGUGACCCGGUCUGCCCCUCCUGGUGGUCUGGAGGAGUAUAACCCCUUCACAGACGCCAGAACGGCAGCCCCUGGAAAUGCCCCCAAAGCUACUCCUACCCCUUCCCAGAACACACAACCUGCCAUCAUGAAGCCCACAGAAGAGCCGCCGGCUUAUUCACAGCAACAGACACAGGACCAAGUGCGUGCUCAGGCCGAGUUGUUGAGAAGGCAGGAGGAGUUGGAGAAGAAAGCAGCAGAGCUUGAUCGCCGGGAGAGGGAGUUACAGUCCCAUGGAGCAGCAGGAGGACGUAAGAACAACUGGCCUCCACUGCCAGAGAAGUUCCCUGUCGGCCCAUGUUUCUACCACGACAUUGCCGUGGACAUUCCUGUAGAGUUCCAGAAGACGGUCAAGAUCAUGUACAACCUUUGGAUGUUUCAUGCAGGCACGCUCUUUGUGAACAUGUUUGGCUGCCUGGCCUGGUUCUGUGUGGAUUCAAGUCGUGGCGUAGAUUUUGGCCUGGCCAUGCUAUGGUUUCUGCUGUUUACCCCCUGUUCUUUUGUCUGCUGGUACAGACCGCUUUACGGGGCUUUCAGGAGUGACAGUUCAUUCCGCUUCUUUGUCUUCUUCUUCGUCUAUAUCUGUCAGUUUGGAGUUCACGUUCUACAAACUAUUGGCAUCACUGGCUGGGGAACAUGUGGCUGGAUCGCAGCUUUAACUGGUCUGAACACCAGUAUCCCAGUGGGCAUCAUCAUGUUACUGAUUGCAGCUCUCUUCACUGCACUGUCUGUGGGCUCGCUCAUCAUGUUUAAAAAGGUGCACGCACUCUAUCGUACGACUGGUGCUAGUUUUGAGAAGGCUCAGCAGGAGUUUGCAACUGGGGUCAUGUCCAACAAGACGGUUCAGACUGCAGCCGCCAACGCUGCAGCCAAUGCUGCAUCCAACGCCGCUCGUGGGGCCUUCAAAGCUCAUCCAUAAACUGAAACACACACACGCAUACAUGCACACAUGCUCACAUGCUCACACAUACAAGCAAGCACACACACACACACACACACACACACACAGAAAAGAUGGAGAUGCACAGCUCUGGCCCCGCUGGUUUUCAGAUCAAAUUGAUUUUAUUUAUGAAUGUUGCAAUGCUAAGAUUGCCCUACACACUUUGCUUGAAAAGUGUAACGUACAUUACUGACAAGUGACCAGAGCUGUCCAUCCUCACUUAAAAUCAACAUCAGUGAAACUCUCCUACAUCCACCCUGUCUGCUUUUCAGUCAGGUGACUGUCUGCUCACAUCCCCUGAAACAUCCACUUAGUGACUCAAGGUGUGCUCUGAGCAUGUGGGAUCUCAUCUCACUCUCUCUUGCACACUCCUUUGCUUUCCCUGUUCUUCUGUCCCUUUGAGGUGAUCCUAGGUCAGGCAGAGAUCGCAGUUCUAGCGUAACCUUAUUUUUGUCAUGGUGAUGACCUCCAAACAGCUUCCUGCCUGGUUAAUACAGUAUAGAGUCAUGAAAAGUGAUAAUCUGAUCAUGGUGUUUUGCACAUAGUUCUGUUUUCUUGGUCACAUACUGGAAGUACAGUAUAUGUUUGAAUGGCUGGGGCUGCGUGUGAAUGUGUACGUCACUUUAAGAAAAUUGUGGCUCUGACUUGUUUUUGUUUUUUUUAUAAUCCAGUGCUUGAUCAUUGAGAUCUGAAAGGUGAAUCUUUCCUUCUACUAUAUCAGUGCUUCUAUUCUAAGACAAUACCAUUAUCAUUAUGGUAAAACUUAAUUCUUAUAAAUAGGAAUAUGUCUGUAUGUUCUUAUUCAAGGACUUGCCCGCAGCCCCCAACAGAGCUCCAGUGACACCUGUCAGUUGAAUAGUUCCCUCUCUGUGUGCUACUUUGAUUUGCAAAGUGUGCUGAGUCAGCAUCUCUGUGGCUUACUAAGAUCUGACAGCAUAAAAAUGACAUGCAUGUUUAGCACACUCAAUCGGCCUUUUCUUCAGACUACAGGGUUAGCUGGUUCAGGGGAGUGUCUGGCUAUAAAGUUAUUGCAUGUCCCAGUGGCUGUUUGACUGAUUGAUGAUGUUUGGAUCUGUUUGUGAAGACACACUGAACACCCAGGUCAACAGGUCACCAGUUCUCACCACAAACAAGACAGAUGCUUUCAUGGCCUGGUGCACCAAAAAAAGGGGGGGGAAACACCAGAGAAAUAAUCUCAUUUUCUUUUAUGCGUGUAUGACAUUAACAGACUACUACGCAGCUCUCUCUCUCAGUUGUUUUUGUAGCCCUUUCACACUGUGUUAAAAAAACACUAACGCUGCUAUGAAUCAGAGCUGUUCAGUCGUGGCCUCCUUCUGUCCUGUUUCCUGUUGAAAAGGACAUGUACAGUACCAUACUUAGUGAGAACUGUGGGAGGUGACCUGCCUUUUCUCACUGAAGGUGACCUGGACAGUGAUAAAGCUAUGUUGUUGUUUUUUUCUUGAGAUUAUCCUGUAUACACAAAAUAGUAAAAACACUGAUUCUGUGUAUAUCUACACCAUGAAGACUAACAGUGUUUGCAUUUUUACAGACAAAAAGUCAGUCCACUGAUUUUCCUGUCAGUAUUGGAUUGGUAUCAGACAUGUCAGAGCCAAAAUGAACAUUAAGAUGUCAGAGUACUGGAAUUGAUGCAUAUUCUGCAAUCUUACUAAGAUACAUUAAUUUCUAUACAAUAAAAACAGUGUUAUUCGAUACAAGUUGUACAGACUACUGUCACUGAAGUGAAACAUGGACGUGGGUUACAUUUGUGUUGUGCUUUAGCACCUCUCAUUGUGGUGAUGAGUGUCUGAAGAUGUGCAUGAUAGAUGACCUGAUGACUGAUACUGCUGUUACUACAAAUGUGUGGACUGAACAUUUAUAGUGGAUGAAAUACUCCUGUGAGUGCUACCAAGGUGAAGAUCAAUCAUUUGUCAUGAAAUAGCAAGACUACAUCUUGGCAGUAUUGUUUUUAUCUGGAAAUGUUUUCUUUUAAAUUCAUUGCACAUUUUCUCGAUUUGUUUAAAAUUUAGUGCAAAAAAAACAUGUUUUUAUUUAUGGUGUAAUUUAAGUUGUUUGCAUUUCAUCUCUGUUGGGUUUGGUUUUACAUUAUGUAUUAUGUUUGUGUGGUUUUGUAAUGACAUGAUCAUAGCAUCAGCUAGAUUUAAAAAAAAAAGUGUUCAAUGACUUUGCAACUUGAUCCUGCAAGAGGUGUUUGUGUGGAUGACGAAGUGAGUAUGAUUGGUAUGAAAGGAAAGAAAAAAAUCUCCCUCAAGUGUUAUUCCAAGUCCUGAAAAGCUGUGAGAAACCUACCAAAUGUCCAUAUAGAUUUGUUUUUCAAAUCUUAAUUUGUGAUGUGUUCCCUUGCCAUGUUUUACUUUUAAGGUACUACGCAACUUUUCUUUGCCACAUACACCCACUCGAUUCCCAUGUAUCUAUAGUUUUAAGCAGUUGUCAUACGAAGCCAUGCCACAGUGGGUAAUUUCCUGAUGUAUUUGGCGAGCUGGUCUGCAGUACAGGACGAUGUGUUAGAAGUUUGAUGACACAAAACUGUGUUUUUGACCUGUGACCAUGUUAUUUCACUGAAUCAGAGAAGAAACUCAUUCAAAAGGGACACUUGUAUAUUUUGUAAAGUUGAAAAUUUGAUCCCCAUUAUCAAUCACAUGUAAAAAGAAAACGUAAUGCACUCUUGUCUGGCCUUUGUCGCAUGUGAAAUAGUUUGAGUUUUGUAUAUUUAUGGUAUUAACAUGAAAUAAAAUUUGAAAGAAAUA